This is a messenger RNA of Rhagoletis pomonella (apple maggot), 1267 nucleotides long. RefSeq names its product voltage-dependent L-type calcium channel subunit beta-2 (gene Ca-beta). Gene Ontology annotation, biological process: chemical synaptic transmission; neuromuscular junction development; regulation of voltage-gated calcium channel activity. Lineage: Eukaryota; Metazoa; Arthropoda; Insecta; Diptera; Tephritidae. Gene Ontology annotation, molecular function: high voltage-gated calcium channel activity; protein binding. Gene Ontology annotation, cellular component: voltage-gated calcium channel complex. The record is from RefSeq and is a predicted model, not a curated record.
AUGGGAGGCAGAACCUCUUGUGGAGAUCUUACGCCAACAAACCCAAAUAGCUCUGCUGAUUCUAACUAUUCGCAACCCUCAUCCGAUCUGUCGCUUGACGAUGAAAAGGAAACGCUUCGGCGAGAAAAGGAGCGGCACGCUUUAAAUCAGUUGGAAAAAGCGAGGGGAAAACCCGUAGCUUUUGCAGUCCGGACAAAUGUUGCUUAUGAUGCUACUCUUGAUGAUGAUUCACCUGUCCAGGGUAGCGCAGUGUCUUUUGAUAUAAGAGAGUAUCUUCAUAUCAAAGAAAAAUACGACAAUAAUUGGUGGAUUGGUAGACUGGUUAAAGAAGGUUGCGAUGUUGGGUUCAUACCGAGUCCAGUUAAGUUAGAACACAUUCGCUUACAGAAUCAGACGAGACCGUCCAGACUAUACGGUACUAAGGGUUCCUCUACAAGCAACUUAGGCUCAAACCAGGCGGAACCAACACGUGGUAGUACUCCACCUACACCUGGCGAUGAAUCCGAUACCUUAGGAGCAAGUCGUCAAGGAAAAACACCAGCUGCUAACUCAUUAAACAAAGACAAACGAAAACCUUUCUUCAAAAAGCAAGAAACUGCAUCACCGUACGAUGUGGUGCCAUCAAUGCGCCCUGUGGUUUUAGUUGGUCCAAGUCUUAAAGGAUAUGAAGUAACGGAUAUGAUGCAGAAAGCUCUUUUUGAUUUUUUAAAACAUCGCUUUGAAGGAAGAAUUAUAAUAACGAGGGUUAUGGCUGAUAUUUCUUUAGCUAAAAGAUCUAUUAUGAAUAAUCCCACGAAGCGCGCGAUAAUGGAGCGAUCGAGUAGUCGAUCAGAUUGCCUCACAAAAGUUCAAGAAGAAAUUGAACGUAUAUUUGAACUUGCCAGAACUCUGCAAUUAGUCGUGUUGGACUGCGACACUAUCAACCAUCCAUCACAACUUGCCAAGACCUCAUUGGCACCAACAAUAGUAUACUUGAAAAUAAGCAGCAGCAAGGUUCUUCAACGUUUAAUAAAAUCUCGAGGAAAAUCUCAAGCUAAGAAUCUUUCAGUUCAAAUGGUUGCCGCGGAAAAAUUAGCCCAAUGUCCAUCGGAAUUGUUUGAUGUUAUACUAGAUGAAAAUCAGUUAGAGGAUGCUUGUGAGCAUAUCGCUGAGUAUCUUGAGUUUGUCACUUGACGACAGUACCGAUAUAGUGGGACUUAAUGUUCUUCUCGUGUUAGUGAGGUACCCAUUCGUAAUACAAAUCGAAGAAGAACUUUUGAUGAGCGAA